Aspergillus glaucus CBS 516.65 is the source of this 870-nucleotide messenger RNA. RefSeq lists its product as uncharacterized. The record is from RefSeq and is a predicted model, not a curated record. NCBI's taxonomy places the organism in Eukaryota, Fungi, Ascomycota, Eurotiomycetes, Eurotiales, Aspergillaceae. The transcript has a single exon. Bases 103 to 501 code for a protein of 132 amino acids.
UGGUGCUCAUUGCCCGCUUCACUUUGCCGGGUGGCUUCACUGGCUUCUGUCCGAUGCAGGUGGUGCCAUGGAUGGAUUCAUUCGUUGAAAGAGUUUGUUAUCAUGCCACUCCCUUCUCUUAUUCUUUCUAUUAUCGUUACUACUGUACUUGUACAGAGUGUUGGGCCUGGGAAUGAUUUCAUGCAUAUGCAUGUCACUAGCCCCCGAUACUAUCGCCGAUACGGGCACUCUGUCUAUACUACUGUAUUUACCACGACUACGCCGCAGGUCCACUUCGGAAACGAUGCCUAUAUUAUAUGGAAUAUACAUAGAAACCAGAUAACUCCUACGCCGCACAUACGGAACACCACAGCGAAUACGGAGUACAGUGCUCAGUCCAAUCUGAGUCGGACGGAGCAAAGCACUCGCACAGACCUGAAUCCGGCCAUGAUUAUGACCUGCAAAGAAAGUAUCUACCACGAUACGAUUUGUAUUAGUAUUACUUGUUGUGGGGAACACUGACUACGGAGACGAGACCAGCCUGGAUUCUAAUAAAAGGAGAGUGAUUGGCACGGCGCAAAAAAGGCGCAAAUGUUACUAUUAUGGAUUAUGGAUGGAUACCCGCGCAAGCCGAGGAAAUGAGGAAAAGUUUUCUUGUCGAUCGGAGUCAGAGAGAGGGCGAAAGGGAAGAAAAUCUUACUGGGAGGCAGGCUGGUUACGGUCUUCUCCGAUUUACGCAAUGGGAAAAUAGCAUUUUUGUAAGUGGGAUGUGCCGGUAUGCAGUCAGUGUUCAAAACAGUAGAGAUGGAUUCUAGGAGAUACGAGGACUCAUAGAGCAUAGAACACAUACAAAAUAGGUAUAUUCAAUACAGACAAUUGUCAAAUGCAAAG